CUUCGCCCUCAUUACUACUCCGCCUCCUACACACCCGAGCCACGGUACGGGCUAGUGCUCCGCCGCGGCGAUCUCUCUCUCCAUGGCCUCGCGAACCCUAGCCGGCGGCGGCGGUGGCGGCGCGGCGUUCCUCUGAGCGGCUCCGAUCCGGGACGGAGGGUGGGAGGCGGGGGAGGCUCCAUGAACCCGCUCUGCUGCAUCGCGCCGGUCUCGCUCGACAGCGCCGUCGAGCUGCAGCAGCAGCAGCCGCCGCGCAUCCUCGCCGCGGCGGCGGCGGCGCCGACGGCGCCGACGCCGGCGGCGGUUGUGCAGGAGACGCUGGAUGCGGCGCAGGCGGUUGCGGGGGUGCUGCACAAGUGGGUGAACUACGGGAAGGGGUGGCGGCUGAGGUGGUUCGUGCUCGAGGGCGGGGUGCUCUCUUACUACAAGCUUCGCGUCGGAGGGGGUGGGGAGUCGGUGUCGCUGGCGGCGGCGAGGGUGAUCGGGGAGGGUGGCGCGCUGCGGCGGGCGCGGGAGGAGGCCGCGGCGGCGGGGAAGCAGUGGAAGCCGUUCGGGGAGAUACACCUCAAGGUUUCGUCAAUCCGCGCAAGCAAGUCAGAUGAUAAGAGGUUGUAUAUAUUCAGUGGAACCAAGACAUUACACUUACGGUGUGAAACUGAGGAGGACAGGAAUGCUUGGAUAGAGGCUCUGCAAGCGGCAAAGGAUCGCUUCCCACGGACACUAACGAGCAAUGAUUUUAGUUCCAUUUCGGAUGUUUUGUUGUCCACGGAGAAACUGAGGGUGAGGCUGCUGCAGGAGGGGCUGAAUGAAACAGUGGUCAAGGAGUGUGAGUCUAUUAUGAUGACUGAGCUUCUGGAAGUGCACAACCAGAUGAUGUCACAGCGGCAGCAGUAUUCUAUUUUGGUAGACCGGCUCCGACAACUGGAGACAGAGAAAGUUGAGCUGGAGAGAACUGUUGUUCAUGAAACUAAGGAGAGGGAAACAUAUGGAUAUGCUAACGGCAGAUACAGUGAUUUUUAUUCAGUUUUAUCAGGAGGGAGUGCAAGCGAAUCUGAUCCAGACACUGCAAGUCAAGUUGCAGAUGCUGAAACUGAUGAAGAUGAAGUGAUGUACUUUGAUACAAGAGACUUCUUGUCUGUGGAGUCUCUACGAAGUGUUUCAUGUCGAAGGAGAGAACUUUUGGCAAAUGGCUGCAAUGGAUUAGAACAUUUAGACCCUGCUGCAAAUGCUGUCAAAUCUACUCAGUAUCCCUCUAUUAAACGUCGAGAUAAGUUACCAGAGCCAAAAGAAAAAGAAAGCCCUGUAGGAUUAUGGUCAAUAAUUAAAGAAAAUAUAGGAAAAGAUCUCUCAGGUGUUUGUUUACCUGUUUAUUUUAACGAGCCACUGUCCUCUUUGCAAAAAUGUUUCGAAGAUCUUGAGUACUCUUACUUGGUUGAUCAUGCUCUGCAGUGGGGAAAACAGGGCGAUAGCUUGAUGAGGACACUUCAUGUUGCGGCAUUUGCAGUAUCAGGCUAUGCUUCAACUGAAGGUCGGCAAUGCAAACCCUUCAAUCCUUUACUGGGUGAAACAUAUGAAGCUGAUUAUCCAGAUAAAGGACUUCGAUUUUUCUCUGAAAAGGUCAGUCAUCACCCAAUGGUUGUUGCAUGUCACUGUGAAGGAAGAGGCUGGAAGUUUUGGGGAGAUUCAAAUCUGAAAGGGAAAUUUUGGGGUCGAUCAAUUCAGCUUGAUCCUAUUGGUGUUCUAACCCUCCAGUUUGAUGAUGGGGAAACCUUUCAAUGGAGUAAAGUGACUACUUCCAUAUACAAUAUCAUAAUAGGCAAAAUUUAUUGUGACCACUAUGGCACAAUGCGCAUCAAAGGAAGUGGUGACUACUCUUGCAAGCUUAAAUUCAAAGAGCAGUCAAUAAUUGAUCGAAACCCACACCAGGUACAUGGAUUUGUGCAAGAUAAUAGAACAGGGCAGAAAGUUGCUAUGUUUAUCGGAAAGUGGGAUGAAGCUAUGUAUUAUGUGCUUGGGGAUCCAAGUACAAAACCCAAGGGGUAUGACCCAAUGACAGAUGCAGUUCUUUUGUGGGAGAGGGACAAAUCUCUGAACCAAACACGAUACAAUCUUUCUCCUUUUGCAAUUUCUCUAAAUGAAUUGACACCUCACCUGUCAAAGAAGUUGCCUCCUACUGAUUCUCGUCUGAGGCCUGAUCAAAGGCAUCUUGAAAAUGGUGAAUAUGAGAUGGCUAAUGCAGAGAAACUUAGGCUUGAACAACUGCAGCGACAGGCCCGAAAGUUACAAGAGAAAGGAUGGCAACCCAGGUGGUUUAGGAAGGAUGAUGACGACAGCUACCGCUACAUCGGUGGUUACUGGGAAGCAAGGGAGAAGGGGAACUGGAAUGGGAUUCCAGACAUCUUCGGUCAGCGCAGCGCAUCACCUAGUGUACUGGAUUCAGAGAGCAGAGAUGUACUGGUAAACACACAGCGAGAUUACGUUUGUAGGAAUUCGGACACCAGGUAGGUUAUUAAUCAGAAAGCUUGAGUAUAAUUUUAUUGUC
Messenger RNA from Oryza brachyantha (malo sina), 2542 nucleotides. Its product is annotated as oxysterol-binding protein-related protein 1D. Bases 181 to 2505 code for a protein of 774 amino acids. The record is from RefSeq and is a predicted model, not a curated record. The transcript has 9 exons. NCBI's taxonomy places the organism in Eukaryota, Viridiplantae, Streptophyta, Magnoliopsida, Poales, Poaceae. Gene Ontology annotation, cellular component: intracellular membrane-bounded organelle; cytosol; membrane. Gene Ontology annotation, molecular function: sterol binding.